GUGCUUUUAUAUAAGAAAAAAGAUAUAACAGCUAUUCAGAAAAAACUUGGUAUUAAUAAUAAUAUAAAUCAAACGGCAGUAUCAGAGAGUAAGAAAGCAAAAGAACUUGCCGAUUCAUAUGAAUUGCUGUUAGAAUUGGUGAGGGAUUUAAUAUCUAUACAGAUGAAACUUGGUAUAGAUAUCAAUCUCAUUUUAGAAGCAGAACUUAGAAAGAAUAAAGCCUCUUCAGAUAAACCAAUUAGAUUAUUUGAUUUGCUUUUAUACUUAGAAGAUGAUAUAGUGACAAUUCAGGAAGAACUUGGUAUUGUCGGUUAUACUAAUCAAGAAAUGGCAGAAGAAGCCAAUAAAAAUGCGAGAGUGUACCUCCGAAAGUUUGAAAAAUUUCAUGGUCUCUUAGAAGAUGUUCUAAGUGUGUUAAUACAGAAAUUCAUUGUUAGUGGGGUAAAGAAAAUUUGGUUUACUGGUGAGGGACUACCAUUAUUUCCGAAU
This is a messenger RNA of Racocetra persica, 489 nucleotides long. Lineage: Eukaryota; Fungi; Glomeromycota; Glomeromycetes; Diversisporales; Gigasporaceae. The record is from the annotation of a GenBank genome assembly.